This is a messenger RNA of Pimephales promelas (fathead minnow), 1751 nucleotides long. The record is from RefSeq and is a predicted model, not a curated record. NCBI's taxonomy places the organism in Eukaryota, Metazoa, Chordata, Actinopteri, Cypriniformes, Leuciscidae.
UUGGAUUACCGCACAGAAAAACAGCAACUUCAUGAGACCAGCGUUGAAGUGAAAAUCGCACAGACAAGCGUGGUGAUGGAUGGCGACCCGGGCUAGUGCAACAAGUAAGCACCCUUCACCCAACGCAAAACAGGUUGUAGAUAAUUAAAAGUAAUCUUUAAUCCAGACUCAAUGCAAGAUAGAGCCCGAUUUUAAAAUGCCAUGUUGAGAUAAAACACACAACAUUUAAACGUAUGUACAGGAGAAGACAGAUCAGACAAGACAAACCUAGUGCUGCCAUCUUGGAUUUGUAUUUUGUCUGCAAUGAGAGAGUCUAAGCCCUUUUUGUGCUUCAGGGCAUGUACAUUAUCAUUAGCAUAGCAAUGAUAACACAAGCCAUGCUUUUCUAAAAUAGUGUCUAAGGGAAUCUUAUUUAGAGAAAACUAAAUAGGGUCCAACACAGAGCCUUGGGGGACACCCUGAGUCUAGGAAACAACACUAGAGUGGGAUUAUCCUAUAUUCACUGGAAAAAUAAUAUAUUUUUUAGUUUCUCUAAUGCCCACAACGUGCUCUAACCAAGACAAAAGAAUACCGUGACAAAACAUGAUAUUGUUUCAGGACGAUUGUCAGACCCCUGUAAUGGUUUGUGGGAUUAAUUUUUUCUCUAUAUUUAAAAACCUGGACAAUGGUUACCCGUGUGUCGUGCGUUGAUGAGGUCACGGUUGAUUCUCUCCGUUGCUAGAGGACUGAAAUCACUUCUAACACAAGAACAAUACGAUACUAGAGGAAACUGAAACACAAUAUCAUCCUUUAUUACCAAAUGUACAAUUAUCCAGUGGGUCGUAAAGAGGUUUCCACAGCGAUCAAACUCAUAUAAACCUCACUGACCAACGGCCGACGACUCAGACGACAGCAGGAAGAUGAAGAAUUUGGGUCUUUUCGCUGUAACUGCUGUUCUGCUCUUCAACGGCUGUCACUGCACCUCAACACCAUCUGUAACAUCUGCAAUACCUACAACAUCUGACAUAUCUGCAAUACCUGAAGCAUCUGCAAUACCUACAACAUCUGACAUAUCUGCAAUACCUGAAACAUCUGCAAUAUCUGCAAUACCUGAAACACCUGCAACAUCUACAAUACCUGAAACACCUGCAAUAUCUGCAACAUCUGCAGCAUCUGUAGGAUCUGUAACAUCUGCAACAUCUGCAACUUCUGCAACAUCUGCAGCAUCUGUAGGAUCUGUAACAUCUGCAACAUCUGCAACUUCUGCAACAUCUGCAGCAUCUGUAGGAUCUGUAACAUCUGGAACAUCUGCAAGUUCUGCAACAUCUGCAGCAUCUGUAGGAUCUGUAACAUCUGCAACAUCUGCAACUUCUGCAACAUCUGCAGCCUCUGGUAAUAUGACAGCACCAGCUAUAACAGUGGUCAAUGGUUUAACAAGUGGAGCAACAGUUGCAGCUUCAUCUUCAGUCCAUCAGCUUCUCGGUGCAGGUCUUCUUACCUGGAUGCUGUCGCGUGUUCAGUGGAGAAAUUAGCAGGAACUGGGGCCUGAAUGUCGACUCAUUCCAGGAGCAUCUUACAACUUAAUAUUAAUUGUGUAUUUUAUGUAAUGUUCAGAUUGUAUUGUUUUGUUUUCUUGGUCUUCAGUGUGUCCAUGCAUCAUAUGUACACCAAUCUAUUAGCCCAUCACAUGCAGCUCAUAAUUUGUUCAUACCGCAAUGCAUGAUGGGAGCCAUUAUUGAGUUGUGAUUGGUGGCAACAAGGAUUAUUAUUGU